Molecule: messenger RNA, 3992 nt
Organism: Homalodisca vitripennis (glassy-winged sharpshooter)
Lineage: Eukaryota; Metazoa; Arthropoda; Insecta; Hemiptera; Cicadellidae
Product: Kv channel-interacting protein 4
Exons: 6
Coding region: 288-1082 (264 amino acids)
Molecular function (GO): calcium ion binding
Source: RefSeq, a predicted model, not a curated record
UCGGGGCGCUGUCGUGGCGAUGUCAGUGGGGCCGUGUACCGCGUAGUGUGAGCGUCGGACACCGCCGCCACCGACCGUCUCUUGGAUACCACCCUCUGGCUCCGGUAUGACGUGCCUGGGGCCGUGUGACGUCAGCCUGUGUGUAGUGUGACGUAACGUGGCAGUGACAGUGCCGUAGUGAAGUGUGACGUGUGACGUGUGACGCGUGCUGUGACACACACCGAUGCAUUCCAGUAGCAUUCCGUGCGAGCGCGGCCAGUGACGCCCACCCCCGGGGAGAUGGGGCCAUGUGCGUCUCGGAACGGGGAGACACCGUGGGGGGAGCCACGAUAGAGCGAGGGGGGUCGCUCAGCCCCCUGGGGCCCCCGCAGGCCGAGGGGCGCCGACCACGCCGUCACCAUCUCCACAGACACCGCCACACUUCGCUCUCCCUCUACCGCAGACUCUUCAACUUCGUCAAGCAAGCAUGGACCGGAGUCAAGUUCGCUCUAGAUUCCGAGCUAGAGGACCUAGAGACGCCACCCCGUUACCGACCCGACAGUCUCGCCGCUCUCAGCCGAGCCACGAGGUUCACCGAGCCCGAACUCAAGAGGAUCUACCGUGGCUUCAAGGCCGAGUGUCCUACCGGAGUCGUCAAAGAAGACACCUUCAAAGGCAUCUAUUCACAGUUCUUCCCGAAAGGAGCUAACACGAGUCAGUACGCCCAUUAUGUGUUCAACUCGCUGGACCAGGACCGAAGUGGCUUGCUCAGUUUUGAAGAUUUUGUCCAUGGGUUGUCCAUCCUCUCCCGCGGCUCUCUCGACGAGAAGCUGCGCUGGACAUUCUCCCUGUACGACAUCAACGGCGACGGUCGUAUCACGCGCGAGGAGAUGACAGACAUCGUCACCGCCAUCUACGACCUCAUGGGCAAGUUCGUGGAGCCUUCGGUCGAGGAGAGUACGGUGGCAGCUAAGGUCGACAGGAUAUUCCAAAAAAUGGACCGCAACAGGGACGGUGUGGUGACGCUGGAGGAGUUCCUGGAGAGUUGUACGAGCGACGAGGAGAUUUCCAGGUCGAUGUCGGUGUUCGAUUCCUCCUUCUGACAGUCGCCUAUCAGGGCUCGGCCCUUCUGGACAUAGCGGGGUCGACGUUACGUGCUGUACUGUAUACACCAAUAAAUAUUUUAUAUAUUUCUAAAAAACACGUUCUUAGUGAAAUAUAGUUUUAUAACGAUAAUAAAUAUUCAAAUUAAUAUUUCUGUGAUGGUACGUUAAUGUGACGAGUGGGUCGCCCUACACUCCCGUCUGCAUCCAUGUAGUUAGGAGCCGGCGUUCGUUUGGGUUUUGUAAAUUAAAAGACGUUGUAGAUCAUGUACCACGUGUAGUUUUAAGGUGUAUUAGGGCGAGAUGGUGUUGUUGUAUGGUGGAAAAUAGCUUUAAUAAAUGUAACCCGGUGUGACAGAAGUGAGGCAUAGUGAGUGAUAGUAUAGCUUUUCCGAUUUUAGGGGGAGGGGAGGGAAUCAAACCUGAUUUAAAAUAAUUAACUUGUGAAAUCUUGGUAUUUAAAUAAACAGAUUUUUCAAAUUUACGUCGCUUUACAAAUUUGGUCAGAGAUUCCAUUUCAAAAAUCAAUAAAACUUGUUGUUGUUAUAACAUUAAAUUAUCGUAUAUAAUAACUUUGAUGAGAACAUAAUAAUAAUUUUUCUCAUAAUCAACGAAAAACAUUUUUAAUGAGGUCAAAAUUAGAAGGGACACACAGUGUUUGACCAUGGUAGCUGGUUAGUCCGAAAAUGGUGCGAUUCGCGCCAAUUUAGAUGACGGGAGGAAACUUCUCUUGUUUGGCGCGGUGUUUACUAUCAGAUGGUCGGGUCGUGACGUAAUUAUCCAACCGGUCCGUGUUGUCACCUCGACACUAGUGACGUCACUGUGUCUGCCUUGAGCCCGAGGUUCCCGCGUCCUCUCACGCUUGACCCAGACACUCCCUAGUUCCUAGCACCCAAACAGGCUUCUAAGUGCAUCUAACUGACUGAUCGAUCACACAGGAACUGCUCAGAAGUUACGAAUUAGGGUUUGAAAUAAUAGAAAUCAUGUGCAUUAUAGAACCGAUAGUACAGGCAAUUCUCAAUACGUCAACAACUUUUAAUGUUAAUAACUUAUGAGGCAGAUUUAAUCUUUGUUAGGGCAUAAAAAUUAGCAACUAAACUGUACCUUACGGAUUAAGAAGAAUGAAUUUCGGAUUUUCUUGGGUAUUGAACCAUAGUGUGCAAGGCUGUGCACCGGACACUCUAAUAUCAUAAUAUCUAGUCCACAUUAAAUUGUUUUGCUGUUUAAAAUCUAUAUAAUUUAGCCUAUUGUUGCGGUAAUAAAAAUACUAUAAACUUGGCCCAAAUAACCUCUAUGAAAAAUAUUAAAACGUUAUCUGUCACACGUACACCUAUACAAAUACAAAUCCAAACAAAUUUUCUUUAACGUUACACUUUUAUGAGAAAAUGUAAAAGUCUCUUACAUGCUGUUACCAUAUUAUCAACCGAAAACUCUUCCAUUUAACAGUUAAUAUUUUAAAUUUUAAAAAGACCACGCCAUUUCUAUAUAAGUUGUAUAUUGAUUUGUUUUAUAAUGGGAAAUGUAUUUAUUUUACUGGAAAAUUAAUAAAAAAGUGUUCCUCUAGCUACAUAUUCUUUCAUUGUAUGAGCACUUGCAUUUUAACAUACUUUCUAAUCAUGUCAUAUUUGAGCAAAACUUUGUCUAAGUGAAAAGGGUAAUGAAUUGUAACAAAAAUUUAAAUUAUAAGUGGGAAUGUUUUCAAUUUUGUGUCUUUAAGCCAUUUAAAAAAUAUCUUAUGAAAGGAUGACCAGUUUUCACAUCAGUUAUAUUGGAAAACUAAGGUGCUCUACAUUGUUAUUGCAGACCCUUUCUUUUAUAAUCAUGCAAGAAGUUUGCUACACGCUUUAUUUAUGAUCAUUUUAAACUAGUAUACUUUUAACUAAGAAACCAUUUUUCGUUCAAAAUUAUAAUAUAGGCCUACAUUUAAAGCUGAAAUGUGGCUUUUAGGCAAUAUUGUCUACAAAUUAAUUUAAAAAUUAAACUUUACCAAUAAAAUGUUUAAGUUAUUGUUUUGUUUAAACUAUGACCAUUGGGCAUUUUAUUUGGAUUUAAUCUGGAAAAUCCAACUGUCAAGACUUUUGUGAAUAUUGUUAUAUGUUGAUUGUUAGAAAACUAUUACCAUCGUUAUGUAGCCUAGAUUAAUGUAACAGAAAUAUUUGUGUGUAUGCCUUGACUGUGAUUUAAAUAUCAUAAUGUAAUGUUACGUGCAAGUAUUUUGUGUUGUUUUUUUACAUCAUCGGUGUGAAUUUUAAAAAAGGAAAUUUUUGGCGUUCUUCAUAUCAACAUUUCUUUUAGAAUAGUAUUAAAAACCUUAGUAUCUGGCGACUCUUGAACAGUUUCCUCGGUACUUGUAAGCCCUCUCUUGCUUUCUUGGUGUCUCUAGAAGCCUGUUUAUUGACUGUACCCAGCAAACACCGAUAAAUUGUUGUGCUAUAAAUUCGCUUCGUAUCUAUGUAUCUUGGUAAGAUACCUCUAAUUUUGCUCUUGUAAAUUAUAUUAUAUAGUGUUUGUAACCUUCCCCAUGACUUAUCGAGAAAACCGAAAAUGUACUUUUAACUUAGGCUGAAAUCAAUUCAAAUAAAACUUUUACCACGACAAUUAACGAGUUAUUUUAUUUGAGUUAUGACAAAGUCCAAAUAUCAAUGUUGUUUACUGAAUAUUUUAGCUUAACUAUUAAUUUGUAGAAUAAAUAAUUAUUUAAUCAAUACUAGAUAUUUUUGCUGGUAAUAAAAAUCUAAAAUGCUGAAAUCGUAAUACUAGAAACCUAGGACUGAAUGACUCAAAAAUUAAUGAUUUCGGAUAACUUAAUUCAUUUAAACAUGUUUUUAGCGUAAUUUAUAUUAGUGAGACAUUUUAGGCCUACUUGUCUAAAUGGCCUAAAAUAUUUUCAAUAUAAUGCAAUUAAUUAAU